Molecule: messenger RNA, 1030 nt
Organism: Vigna radiata var. radiata (mung bean)
Lineage: Eukaryota; Viridiplantae; Streptophyta; Magnoliopsida; Fabales; Fabaceae
Exons: 3
Coding region: 450-701 (83 amino acids)
Source: RefSeq, a predicted model, not a curated record
AUUAAUUGUUUCUGGAAAACGGUAGUGAAGAAAACAGUAAACAAACCCACAGCAGAGCCAGCACGAAGAGCAGAGCACAAACUUCCGAAAGGAAGAAGAGAACCACAGUGCCGGUAGGAGCGGCAGCGAUGUGGUGACCUUAGAAGAGAAUCACCACACGCCACCACGCCGAUGACCGGACGACGACGACGUCACAAACUGCGACAACGACGACGACGUGGAGAACAAAGAGAACGACAGCGCCUCGUGAACAAAGAGUGCCUUCCGUAGGGAUAGGGAAAGAGAUCCCUGAAAGCGUCCGCGAGUAGAGGCAGCUGUGUCAGUCUUCCGCAAGCAGAUAGACGACAAGAAGAAGGAACCCAACCCCGCGAGCAGUAGAGGAGAUGAACGAACCCUAAUCGCGAAAUCUAUUCAGAGGUGUUUGAUUGUGGUCAAGUUUGAGUGAUGCGAUGCGUUGGUUGGCUUCAUUUGAUGAGAGAAAAUUGUGGGCAUGCUUGUUUCUGUCAAUUGGUUCUGUUUUCUUUGUUGGGUUUUUCUUUGUUGCUGUGAUUUCCAAGCUUUUGCCACCUUCUCAUGUUCCCCUCAUUUCUGCACUGCAAAAUGACUGGUACUACUGUUUCUUGGUGCCAUUGACUCUCCCUAUAAUUGUUGUUGCUGUGUACUUUCAUUGGCUCAGCAUGAAGUUGUUCAAGCAUGCUUAGCAUAACCUUUUAAGAUUUUGAAGGCAAAAAUAAAUGUAUGCUGUUGGAGCAACAAUCACCUAUAUCAAUUGCUGCCUUGUUAGAUUCUCUGCAACUUGCACUCCUCUCAUCACCUAAAAAGAGCAUAAGGAUUAAGAUGUUAAAUGUAAUUACAUGUGUGAAUUAACAUGCGAAAUUGUUCCUAUUUAAUCAAAGGCCUCGGUUUUAAAUCUUGAAUAUGGUGCUAAAUAUUUGCACAAGUUUUGUUUUCCAGAGCGAUCUUAAAAGUUGAAUGCAAAGUACAAAUGUAUUUAAACAUUGAAUAUGUAAACAUAUAUAAAGGGUGCUUA